AUGCCUCCUGUCAGUAAACGCCUGAGACACACCGUUGCUUUCAAUACGAGAAGAUCAAAAGAGAGUCUCGUUUCAAAAAGAUCUGAAGAUUAUUCUUAUGAACAACAAAAAGAAGAAUUCACGACUUUAUUUAAACUUGAUGAUCAAAUUGAUCAUAUUGAUUUCCAAAAUGAUUCAAUAAUUAAUGAUAUUUCUGAUCUGUUUUCUUAUUGUAACACACAAAUUAAUACUCGUUUUCUCAGUACUCUUGUCUAUAUGUCACUACGUCGUUUUGGCCACACACGUCGAGUUGUGGAUUCAUUUUUAACAACAAUUGGAGGAUUGACAGCUAAAACGUGUCAGAAAUGGACUAAUCUAUUAGUGCAUAAUGACUUUGAUGAUUUUAUAGAAGAUGGACGAGGAGGAAAACAAUGUGACAGUUUCUGGGAUUUGCACACAGAUUUAGAAAUGGAAGCUAAAGAUUUUGCUUUCCAAGAAUGUUCAAAAAAAGAAGCUACAUUUACAGCUGAAACACUUGCAAAAUUUAUUGAUGAGCGCUUUUACGACUUAAACAAUCUGAAAAAAGCUGAAGAUAAACUGAUCAGAUCGAUUGAAAGUUGCAGAUUAGAUUUGCGACGAUUUGGUUGCAAAUAUACAGAAAAUAAAGCAAGACCAUAUUUCUUAGGUCAUGAGAGAGAGGAUGUUGUUCAACACAGAGAACAAUUUGUCACAUAUUUUAUGGAACAUAAAGAUCACUUUUAUACAAUUACAGAGGGAGAACAACCUAAGUGGGUUAAACCAACGGGUCAUCCAAUUGUUCUAUUAUGUCACGAUGAAAGCACCUAUAAAUCCGGGGAAAUAUCUGCCAAACGUUGGAUAGUUGAAGAUAAUGCUCCGUUCUACAACAAAGGACGUGGGAGAAGUAUUAUGGCAUCUGAGUUUUUGGUAAUGCACGAUAGUGGACCAUUUUUUUCAUUGAAUGAUAAAGAAUUUAAACGGGCAUCAAAUAAAUAUCCCGAUUUAAAUAAUGAUUCAAAUAUCACUUAUGAAACACAAACUGCAUCAGCAACAAUGAACAUUGGUGGAAAUAACUACUUUGAUAAUGAAACAAUCCUAAAACAAUUUGAACGUCUAUUUCAGCUAUUAUAUUUUAAAGUAGCGUACAAAGAUCAUGAUUUUGUUUGUCUUGUUGACAACGCCCGUACACACACAGCAGCUGAAUACAGUGUUAAUGAUUUUGCUAUGAAGCCUGGUGGACGAUGUCCAGUUGAUGCAAUUGAAUAUGUUGAUGAUCAGAAUGUCAAAGUAACCAUUGAGUGUUAUGAUGAUGAUGGGGAGAGUAAAGGCCUAUUGAAAUUAGCAGAAGAAUUAAAUCUUCAUAUACCGCAAAAUUGUAAAUUACUUGAGUUAAAAGAGAUCGUGUCUGAACAUGCAGCUUUUAAAAAUGUGAGUGAAACUUGA
Molecule: messenger RNA, 1440 nt
Organism: Rotaria socialis
Lineage: Eukaryota; Metazoa; Rotifera; Eurotatoria; Philodinida; Philodinidae
Source: the annotation of a GenBank genome assembly